AUGGACUCAUCCACAUUUGGUACAAGAGUGAACUUUUCCUCGCCAAAUGUAGCGACACCAUACGUAAUUGAAAAUGGACAGAUUGUGGAGGCAUCACCCCAGUUUUACGGCACUGGGCAAUGCUGGGUGGAUCUGGGUCUGUGGUCAGCAGCGCAGACGACAUGGCCAAGUGGAUGUUGUUCCAUUUGAGUGGCGGGAAAAACCGCCAGGGCAACCAAGUGGUGGCGGAAAAUCUGCUCAAGGAAACAUACAAACCCAGGAACGCUCUCGCCACCAGCACCAUCAACACGUAUUUCAGCAAACCGAAAACGCCUGUGACAAUGAGCAACGACGGUUACGGCCUAGGCUGGAAGAGCGGAUAUUACAGAGGAAUACCAAUGGUACAGCAUUCAGGCACUACAUUCGGCUACCGGAGUUUCCUGACUCUCGUCCCCGACAAGAACCUGGGUGUGUUCGUGACUAUGACGGGCACUGACCCCAACUACUGGUUCCGGGGGUCGCUCAGCGCCUACCUGAUGGACGUGCACCUGGGAAGGACGCCCUGGAUUAACACCACCACCAUCUGCUCCUUCCCCGACCCCUGGCGCACACGGAGACGUCCCAGAACACGUCAUCGCCGAACAAGGGUCACCAGUUAUCAGGCUAGCCUAGCCCUGCCUGCAUACACCGGCACAUUCAGGAACGAAGCCUACGGGAACAUCAUCAUCCGCUACGACAGCGCGUCUCAUCGGCUAAAGGCUGUAUAUGGUAUUGGCAGCUGGGUUCUGACGUCACGCGGCAGCGACACCUUUCGGGCAAACUGGGACAAACCAGCACCAACUUUAGAUUUUGACUUCGAGUUCCUCACAUCGAAUGGAGAAGUAUAUGCAGUCAUACCUAGUUUUGAGAAAACAUUGCCCCAGAUAUUUUUCCGCAUCGGCAAUGGUAAUCUCAUUAUUGGUUGAACACCUGAAAUAUUCAGCGGAUCUAUUUUCUUUUUUUAUUGGGCCAAACAACACGUUCCUUUAUUUAUACGCUUGUCUUAUGGUUUUAAUCUGAAAUUUGGUUUCCUUGAAAGUAGUUCGGCCACAAGCCACAAGAUGGAAAUGCUGUCUAUAUUUUCUUUUUGUCUUUAGAUAAAUGAAUGUAUGGUAUUUCAUCCCUGAAUAAAAAGUUAUAUAAAUAUAUAAAUAAAUAGGGGUUUUAUGGAUCUUCAGAUUGUCAUUAUUCAUGUUGAUUAUCUUCAGUUAACAUCUACGUGACAUGGUUGUACCACACGUGUGCUUCU
Molecule: messenger RNA, 1267 nt
Organism: Haliotis rubra (blacklip abalone)
Lineage: Eukaryota; Metazoa; Mollusca; Gastropoda; Lepetellida; Haliotidae
Exons: 4
Coding region: 120-944 (274 amino acids)
Source: RefSeq, a predicted model, not a curated record